Clupea harengus (Atlantic herring) is the source of this 2954-nucleotide messenger RNA. RefSeq names its product kinesin-like protein KIF27. Gene Ontology annotation, cellular component: microtubule associated complex. Gene Ontology annotation, biological process: microtubule-based movement; spindle elongation; mitotic spindle organization. Gene Ontology annotation, molecular function: microtubule motor activity; microtubule binding; ATP binding. Lineage: Eukaryota; Metazoa; Chordata; Actinopteri; Clupeiformes; Clupeidae. The record is from RefSeq and is a predicted model, not a curated record.
UGAAGAGGUUCCACUUGGAAGGCGCGGCCCACUCUCCUCAGUUUAACAGAUGGCAGUUGUUGCUUGGCAACAUACAGACACACAAACCAAGCAAGCAGAGGGGCCAGAAGGCGUCCUAUUCCAACCCAAUGCAGGUUGUUCGCUUAAGUCAUCGCUUGAUAGUUUAUUCUAGAGGUUUACUUGUAAGGACAACAUUUAUUAAAGAAGAACAAUAUCGAAUAUAAAGCUAUCAGAUGUGAUCACAUUGUGUUUACUUCUGUUGUAGUUCGUUAACUAGCUUGCUAUGCUAGCAUGUUUGCUAACCGGACAGCAAAAUAACGGUAACUGAACUGCAGCUGUCAUGGGCAUAAUGUUAGGUUUCUAAUGCUUACGUUAUUAGGAGUGAGUGAAUCUCUGAUAUGAUGGAAAAGGUGAUGCGGGUCGCAGUGCGCGUAAGACCACUGCUUCCUGCAGAACUCCGCCAGAACCGGGAGAUUUGUGCACAUGUUGAAGCAGACUCCGGUCAGGUUAUACUGGCGGGCGGGCAUGCCUUCCCCUGCGAUUUCGCCUAUGGCCCCACAGUGUCACAGGAGAGUCUGUACUGUUCCAGUAUUAAGCCUCUGGUAGCGUCUUUUUUCGCCGGCGUAGAUGUCAUGGUCCUCGCUUACGGACAGUCUGGGUCAGGCAAGACCUACACUCUAAUAAGCGGGCGACACAGUGAUUCUGAGGGUGACAGAGGAGUACUGUGGCGUGUGUGUGAAGAUGUGUUUCAGAUGACUGCCCAAGAGCACACACACCUCAUCCUGAGUGUGUGCUGCGUUGCACUAUGUGGAGAUGAGCUACGAGACUUACUGGGAUCGGAUGAUACACAAUUAAAUCUACGCAUCAUGGAGGAUCGGAAUGGUAGAACUGGGGUGGAAGGAGCUGUGGAGAUCCCACUGAGUUCCCUGGAAGAUCUGCGACACGUCCUGGAGUGUGUGUCUGACGUGAACCACCAGCGCUCGUCCUCACACACACUCUUUUGGCUGCGGCUCAGGCGGCGCUUAGACAGCAGUUCCCAGGAUGCGUUGCUCUCCACACUAUUGCUGGUGGACCUGGCCGGCUGGGAGCGUGAUUCCGGACUGGUGAACGCCGGCACCCCCAGAUUCAAACGCUCCCUCCAGAUCGGCACAGAGCUCAGGACUCUAGCCGACAUGAUUCAGCGGGACACACUCCCCCACGCCACCCCGCGGAGUCACACACACCCCUCCCGCGCCCCGCCUAGCCGCGCGCACACGCCAUGCACUCCCCUCACACGGUUAGAUUCAGGUUCAGACUCACCAACCGGUCAUCGAUACGCUGCAUAUCCAUCAAUCCAUUGCACCUCCGCACACACACACACACACUCACCGCUGAUGAGAUUGCUGCAGAACUCCCUAUCUGGCUCCGCCCACACCCUUCUAUUGGUGUGUGUUAGCCCCGCCCAGUCUAGUCUGACUGACACGGUCAGCUGUCUGAUGCUAGCUGCACGUGCUCAAGACAAAUCUUCAUGCACAGACCCGAGAGGCGUGCCCACACGCACACACACCCCGCUUGUGGCACACACACACGGCCCCCUCGUGCACCACGCCGCCCAUCUCCUGGAGGACCUCCUGGACUCCCUCCUCACUCCCUCCCUACAGCAGAGACUGAGCGCGUGGUUAGAUGCCUACAAGGAGACGCUGAGCCCCUCUCAAGGCCCAGACCGCAGUCUGUGUGAGACCUACGGCGUCCAUCAGUCUCGGACGCCAGCAGACACAGCAGGAGGUGCGGAGACAGAUGUUGCGCUGACACAGGAUGCUUCUGCAGAUGUGCAAUCACUACAGGACCUGAAACAGCACUGUCGUCUUCAGGGCGAGCUCCUUGUGGAGCAGAAGCUGCUUGCUGAUUGGCUGAAGCGUGACCUUCGAGCCUCUGACACUGGUGGCCAGAGAAUCCAGAGCAGCCCUCUGACCAAUCAGCGGCCAGCUCAUCUGACCAGACAGCCUGUCCGCUGUGGCUCUGCAGGCAGCAGAAAGGCGUACAGCAGUCCCUGUGACCUCAGCUUGGAGAGGUUGUCGGCCACGAUGAAGACCAGUAACCAGCUGCUGCUGGCCCAGCUGGAGGAGCAGGAGCAGGUGCUGCGGCUGCCCAGCGGAACGAGAGGCAGAGAGAGCCAGGAGAGAGAAGAGCCAGAGAAGAGCGGAACGAGAGGCAGAGAGAGCCAGGAGAGAGAAGAGCCAGAGAAGAAGGACAAGAAGAGGACUGUCAGAUCUCUGUUGAACCGCACCUUCACUCGCAAACACGCCACAGACGCGAACACAUCGACCCCUGACCCCCAGGGCACGUCUGGGCUGCGGCGUGUGUGUGAGGGGCAGGCCAGAGUGUGUGACGGCCAGUCUGUUCUGGUCAGCGAGCUCCUGAUGAACAAGGCACUUUUGGAGAAGAGAAGAGACGAUCUGAGCGGCCGGCUGACUGAAGGGAACACACACACAGAACAAGACGACCGCGCUCUCCACCAGCUCGAGGAGACCAUAGAGGCUGUGGACGCUGUGAUUGGCCUGCGUCGUCAUCCAGACCAGCAGGGGGCCACAGGGAGGCAGCUCAGCGAGAGCUCUACUGCUGUAGGUAGUCUGAGAGUCCUGAAGGAGCUCUCUCUGCAGGAGGCAGAAGCUCUCUUCCAUGUGUACUUCAGCAAGGCGGUGUGUCUGCGGGAGAGCUGCGCGUCACAGCAGAGGCGUGUGUGUGAGCUGGAGGAGCUCCUGUCCGUGGAGCGAGAGCAGAGCUCCAGGAGGCUCCAGCAGCUGGAGAAGGAGGUGUUCUUCUACAGGAGCAGCAGCCGCGAGCUUCGGCGGAGGCUCAAGGACCUGGUGCAGGACGCCCCCUCGCCCCCCUCCAGCAGGGCCUCGUGCACCAGAGGCAGCGGGGAUGGAGGCCACAGCCAGGGAGGGGCGCCCGACUGACGUGAAGCGCCCCGC